Molecule: messenger RNA, 1671 nt
Organism: Closterium sp. NIES-67
Lineage: Eukaryota; Viridiplantae; Streptophyta; Zygnematophyceae; Desmidiales; Closteriaceae
Source: the annotation of a GenBank genome assembly
CUUUCCUUUGGCACAACGACUACAGUGCAACUAUAUGAUCAGAAGUAGAACCAGGGCUAAGUUCUUUCUACUUCCCUGGACCUACUUCUGUGCGCCCAACCCUAGCACGCAGCGGUUUCAUCUAUCCGCAGCGAUGUCUGGGUACGAUUACCAGGGUUACGGCGAUGGUGGUGGUGGUGGGGGAGGAUAUGGAGGGGGAGGAGGCGGCGGGCCUUUAUGAUUAUCCUCUUUUCUUUCUAAGAUGCCUACAAAUCAGAUUUUUAAGAACCCUGCUAAUCGUUAAGUGUUCCUGUGCCUUUAUGAUGUCUUUAUGCCUUCCAAACACGCAAUUGUACCCGCUAUUGGCACGGUGCGCGAUCCGCGGCCGAUCCGCGCAGGGGGAGGACGCGGAGGGGGCGGCGGACGAGGCGGAGGUCGAGGCGACGGUGAUUGGCUGUGCCCAAACCCAUCGUACGGACCGAUCUUAGCUUCUUAGUACCACCCACCACCUCCAAUGCCGGUCUUGGCUCGAAUCUGUAACGUGGUGUUCGCUGGUGUUCGCAUCGCUAUGGCGAUUGUCGCAUGGGCUUGGCGCGAGGUUUUGGGUUGGUUGGUGGUCUGCUCGAAUUGUCUCAAACUUUUUAUUCAGGUGUGGCAACAACAACUUCGCACGUCGGUCGGAGUGUAACCGCUGCGGCACCGCGCGCCCUGCCGGAGUUGGGGGAGGCGGGGGGGGCGGAGGCGGAGACUACGGCGGAGGCGGAGGGUUUGGCGGAGGGGGCGGGCGCGGCGCCCCGCCACCCCGCCCAGGCGACUGGGAUUGCCCGGGUUGCGGAAACAACAACUUUGCCCGCCGCGCGGAGUGCUUCAAGUGCGGAACCGCCCGCCCCGCCGACGCGGGCGGUGGUGGCGGUGGCGGCGGUGGUCGCGGGGGCUACGGGCGGGAGGGGGAGGAUCGGCGGAGGGGGGGCGCCGGGGGUGAAGCAAUGUGACGAGAACUGCCCCCCGGAGUGUGACAACGCGCGGAUUUAUAUUUCCGGGCUGCCCAAGGACGUAACUGUUGACGAGCUGGUCAACCUGUUCGGCGGCAUUGGGAUGAUCGCCCGUAUCAAGCAGAAGCGCGGGUACAAGGACCAGUGGCCGUACAACGUGAAGCUGUACACGGACGAGAGGGGACAGAACAAGGGCGAUGGAGUGUUGACCUAUGAGGACCCCCAGGCGGCUCACAGCGCGGGCGGCUUCUUCAACGGCCACACCGUGCGCGGCAGCACCAUCAAAGUGAGCAUGGCGGAGAAGUCAGCUCCACGGCCCGGAGGAGGGGGGGGGCGAGGAGGAGGCGGAUUCAGAGGAGGUCGAGGCGGAUUUAGAGGGGGAGGGGGGCCUGACCGCAGGGACUUCGACAGGGGGAGGCCUCGCCCCUAUUGACCCCCUCGCCCCUAUUGACCCCCUCGCUCCUGUUGACUCCCUCGCCCCCUCGUCCCUUUCUUGUCACGGCUACCUACUUAAACUACCUACCAGUUGAGGUCCACGCAUUGAUUUUUCAGAGGCCUUCAGGGCCGGCUUUGCUCGUCUAGUUUAGAGUGUUAACGUAGAAACGAAUGAUUACUAGAGGUGGAAACCUAGAACAAAUACUAGUUGGUUGUACUCACUAGAAGCAUACCUCAGUCUAGCCUAUAACUUCUACAUAGAUAA